This is a messenger RNA of Poecilia latipinna (sailfin molly), 673 nucleotides long. RefSeq names its product perforin-1-like. Bases 44 to 466 code for a protein of 140 amino acids. The transcript is spliced from 3 exons. Lineage: Eukaryota; Metazoa; Chordata; Actinopteri; Cyprinodontiformes; Poeciliidae. Gene Ontology annotation, molecular function: wide pore channel activity. The record is from RefSeq and is a predicted model, not a curated record. Gene Ontology annotation, biological process: defense response to virus; immunological synapse formation; T cell mediated cytotoxicity. Gene Ontology annotation, cellular component: membrane.
AGAGAGGGAUUAAAAGUUACUGCUAUGAAAUACUUGGAGGAAAAUGCCAUGGCGAGCUCACACAGAGAACCAGAAUGUACAGGGAACACCCCUAACUUGGCCAGGAACUGCUGUCCCCGGCAGGUCUCGAAGGGGAGAUUAUAUCGGCAGCACUGAAAGCUAUGUGAAGAUGUUGUUUGGUUCCACCUACUACAGAACUGACAUUAUCUAUUCAGAUGAUCCCUAUUGGAACGUAAAUUAUUAUUUCGGGAAGGUUUACACACAGCAGGUUUUGGCAGUUGAAAUUUGGGAUGAGGAUGACCUGCAGCACGAUGACCUUCUUGGAUCUUGUGUGAGGUACCUAAGUCAAGGAGCCAACCGUUUCACCUGCACAGCUGAAAGUGGAAGAUUUGAGGUCAGAUACACUCUGACUUGUGACCCUCAUCUGACUGGACAGAGGUGCAGCCAAUAUAAGCCAUCUCCUUAGUGACAAACCUAUCAGGAAAGGGGAAGCUACAUGAUAUUAAUUUCUCAUGUUUUUGAGUUUAUCUGAGAAAUGUUUGAUUUGUUUGAUACGAUCUUAAUCUUCGUCUCUUUUGGAUUGUUAAAACUUGUUAAUUGUUUAUGGAUUAUAUAUGCUGGGAUUCUCUUAUGUAUUCUGUCUGGGAUUCUCUUCCAACAUGUCAUGCAAAAU